AUGUCAAAGGAAUACGAAGGCCGCGACCUAAAAGACAUCGCCGCUGAGGCCGAGCGUGAUCUCAAUGACAGACGCCACAACUUCGGGACGCAAGACGGCACUGGCUUCGGUGGUAAGACCGUGGGCGGUGGUAGCACCUCCACCGAUGAAUCCGGAAUCGAUCAAUCAGUAACCAAUAAAUUCCCAGGAAGCACCGCUGAGUAUGGCUCGAACGUCACAGGCCGCACCAUCCCACCAGAGGAGGGUGGCAAUAUCCAGAAAGGUACCGGCAAAAUGACCAAGGCCGAGGAUUUUGAGAAAGGCGCACCAGGCGAAGGCCCUGAAGAUGUAUUACGUAACCGUGCGGCGGAUGCUGGCGGAGACGACGACAUCCGGAGCAAUAUUCGACAGCAUGCUCCUCAGAAGCAUACGUCUUGA
Molecule: messenger RNA, 417 nt
Organism: Cyphellophora europaea CBS 101466
Lineage: Eukaryota; Fungi; Ascomycota; Eurotiomycetes; Chaetothyriales; Cyphellophoraceae
Exons: 3
Coding region: 1-417 (138 amino acids)
Source: RefSeq, a predicted model, not a curated record